AUGGUUGAAGUGAUACGUACGGAGGUUAGAGCAGCCCACAAUGUAGUGGAAGCAUGUGCUCAGACAGACGCCAUGGAAAAAGUUGUUUUUACAUCCUCACCACCGCCCUCAUCUGGAGGGAUCAUCAGGUAUCAUAUAGAUUCAUCAGAAGACAUCAGAUUUUCACUAUGGCCUGAGCUGUUGAAAACACUAGCAGAGGGAGAAAACUGCUCGGGCCGGGCUUGGCAAUGCAGAAUAAUUAUUGGGAUGGUUCCUGAUUUGUCAAUCAGAAAUCCUUAUCUAAAAGGAGCGGCGGAGAUGUAUGAAAAUGGAUGGGAUGCUCACAUUUGUGUUUCUGAAGACAUCUCAACAAACGGAUGGCCGGUCGACAUUUAUGCUUUUAAUCAUCAUGUUAAUCAGUGA
Molecule: messenger RNA, 402 nt
Organism: Coffea arabica (coffee)
Lineage: Eukaryota; Viridiplantae; Streptophyta; Magnoliopsida; Gentianales; Rubiaceae
Source: RefSeq, a predicted model, not a curated record